Messenger RNA from Vespa crabro (European hornet), 853 nucleotides. It is a transcript of the gene Trs20, whose product is annotated as probable trafficking protein particle complex subunit 2. Gene Ontology annotation, cellular component: nucleus; cytoplasm; TRAPP complex. Lineage: Eukaryota; Metazoa; Arthropoda; Insecta; Hymenoptera; Vespidae. Bases 387 to 809 code for a protein of 140 amino acids. The transcript is spliced from 3 exons. The record is from RefSeq and is a predicted model, not a curated record. Gene Ontology annotation, biological process: endoplasmic reticulum to Golgi vesicle-mediated transport.
AUUUUUGACCUGUCAGAAUACAGUAGCAGGUUUUAGCAACGAAUAUUCUGGACGUGAAUUCGUACGAACAAUUUAGGUCACAAAAAUGAAACCAUUUAGUUCGUGAAAGUGAGGGCGCUGCAUCAAUCGGUUACCUUCAGUUUCUCAGUGAUAUUUCUUCAUUGACAUUCUAGUUGAUAUUAUCUUAAUUUUUCCUAAGUAAUUUGUUUCGAUUUUUAUUCGUUCUGUACUCUACUCUUUAUAUUAUAAUAUAAUAUUUAUAAUAUAAUAUGAUAGAAUAUUUUUUGAUAUCUUUUACUAUUUGACUAAAUACAUACAAGAUAUUGAAUACAAAAAGAUUGCAAAAAAGAAUAUUAAGAUUAUAAAUGUAAAUAAAAGAAUAAAUUAUGGCAGCAAAUUAUUAUUUUGCUAUUGUUGGCCAUGCUGAUAACCCAUUAUUUGAAAUAGAAUUUAAUAAUUCUAGUAAAGAUGCAAAGAAAGAAGAUCACACACAUUUGAGCCAAUUUAUAGCUCAUGCUGCACUUGAUCUUGUAGAUGAACAUACAUGGAAAACAACAAAUAUGCAUUUUAAAGUUGUAGAUAAAUUUAAUCAAUGGUUCGUAAGCGCUUUUGUAACAGCGACUCAUAUACGAUUUGUUAUGGUACACGAUAGUAAAAACGAAGAUGGAAUCAAAAAUUUCUUUAAUGAAAUGUAUGAGACGUACAUUAAGUAUUCCAUGAAUCCUUUUUAUAAACUAAAUACACCUAUUAAAUCUGUUGGUUUCGAGAAGAAGGCACAGUUAUAUGGCAGAAAAUACUUAUCUUCAUAAUAAUUUUUAUUUAUUAUUAUAAUAACAACAGUUCAUUUUUUCUA